UCACUCUCCUUCUGUCCCGCUUACUUCAACACACAGACGACACGCAAUGAAGCGGUGCUGAGCAGUGGAGCUAAACGGGGCUUCAGUCUGUGAACCUAUCGAUGCUGCAGCUCAGGAAAUGCCUUGUGGGCUAUUAGUAGUCAUUUAGUGAAUUGAUUUCUCUGAGGAUCUCUGUCUGAACACCGAGCGUGAAAAGGGGAGAAAAAAGUCCGUGGAAUAACUGAAGCUGCGGGACACACUGCGCGCGUAAAGAUGCUCAGGAUAAGUCAACAUAUCGCUUUGACAGCAGCGGCAGUUGUUGUGCUGCUGGCGUGUGUGUUGUCCUUCAAUGUGGACCAGAAAAAAAGCUUGCCAUUCAGCGGCCCGCUGGAGGACAUGUUUGGCUACACUGUCCAGCAGUUUGAGAACAGCGAGGGAAAAUGGGUUCUGAUUGGAUCACCGCUGUCGGGCCAGCCAGCUAAACGAACAGGAGAUGUCUACAAAUGUCCUGUGGGGAAAGGGGACAACACAUGUGUCAAACUGGAACUGCCUAAAAACACAACAAUUCCCAACUUACGUGAAGUGAAGGAGAACAUGACCAUGGGAACCACACUGGUGACCAAUCCCAAUGGAGGAUUUCUGGCGUGUGGUCCUCAGUACGGCUACAUGUGUGGGAAGCAGCAGUACAUCUCAGGAGUUUGCGUUAACGUCAGCCCUUCCUUCGAGAUCCUCAACUCUAUGGCACCAGGCAUGCAAGAGUGUGCGAAGGAGCUGGACGUUGUGUUGGUUCUGGAUGGAUCUAACAGUAUCUACCCCUGGGAAAGUAUCAUAGAUUUUCUGCUGCGCUUCAUUAGGAAGAUCGAGAUUGGACCUAAACUCUCACAGGUGGGAAUAGUGUCCUACGGUGAGACUGUGAGCCACAGAGUCAACCUGAGCCAGUUUGCCAACACUGAAGAUCUGCUGAAGUUUGUCAGAGACCUUCCUCAGCAGACCGGCUCCAAGACUAUGACUUUCCUUGGCAUUGAUACCGCCAGGAAGGAGGCCUUCAUGCCAGAACGUGGUGCACGACCUGGGGCGAAGAAAGUCAUGGUGAUUGUGACUGACGGAGAGUCACAUGACUCCCAUAAUCUAGAAAAGGUCAUCAGAGACUGUCAUAAUGAUAACAUCGAGAGGUUUGGCAUUGCUGUUUUGGGAGACUACAAUCGUCAGAACAAAAGCGCAGAGGAAGUGCAAAAGUUUAUCAAGGAGAUCGAGUUAAUCUCCAGUGAGCCGUUAAGAGACCACUUCUUCAAUGUGUCUGAUGAGGUGGCAUUGUUGACCAUCGUGGAUGCUCUGGGAAGCAAGAUUAUUGCCUUGGAAGCCACCACCAGCAAUUCCACCUCCUCCUUUGAGAUGGAGAUGUCCCAAACUGGGUUUAGCGCACAUACUUCUAAAGAAGGUGUGCUACUGGGAGCAGUUGGAGCAUACGACUGGAAUGGGACAGUGGUAAUGCAUACUGCAGGAGGAACAAUCAUUCCACCGAAGAACCAGUUUUACAACCCAGAGAUUGAGGCCGGAUAUGAAAGACUGGCUGGGUACAUCGGCUAUGAUGUUCAGUCAGCAUCCACCCCUAAUGGAGUGCUGUACAUCACGGGUGCACCGCGGUACAACCACACAGGCCGGGUUGUUAUCUAUCGUCUGAAUGAAACAAACCACGUUGUUGUUUCGCAGAUCCUGAAAGGAGAACAGAUUGGCUCCUACUUCGGCAGCGUCCUGCAGACGGUUGAUGUGGACGGGGAUUCCUACACAGAUAUCCUCUUGGUCGGAGCUCCGAUGUACAUGGGCUCGGAAAGAGAUGAGCAGGGACAAGUCUACGUUUAUAAAGCUGACCAGGCUGGCCAGUUUAAGCAUGAGUUCACUUUAAAGCCUGUCAAUCAGUCCUGUUGUACUGCCCACACAGCCAGCUGCACUAAUAAAAAUGAACCAUGUGGCGCCCGCUUUGGUACAGCCAUUGCAGCAGUGAAAGAUCUCAACCUAGACGGGUUUAACGAUGUGGCAAUCGGUGCACCAUUUGAGAACGACCACAGAGGAGCGGUCUACAUCUAUCAUGGAGAUAAGGACUCUCUGAAGGAGAAAUUUGUGCAGCGGAUCCCUGCAGGUGGCGACGGCGGAGAUAUGAAAUUCUUCGGUCAGUCCAUACAUGGAGUCAUGGAUCUAAAUGAAGAUGGAAUCACUGAUGUUACCAUAGGAGGUCUGGGAGGGGUUUCACUAUUCUGGACCAGAGAUGUUGCAGAACUCCAUGCCAACAUGACUUUUGACCCCGUUAAGAUAAACCUGCAGCAGGCUCAGUGUGAACACGCUGGGCGCAAAUCUGUGUGCGUGAAAACUAAAGUCUGCUUCAUUUACAGUAUCAAAUCUGACAAGGAGGACUCAAGCGCUACCACAGUGAUCCACUACAAUCUGACUCUCGAUGCUCUGCGUGCAAAAGCCAGAGCUUCUUUUAUCAACUCAACCGAUAAAAAUGAUCGCAGGAUUACCAAGCCACUCACCAUCAGAAUCCGAGAGAUAAAGUGUGAGGAACAGAUCUUCAUGAUGUCGGCCCGGCUAGAUUUCCGAGACCCUCUCAUGGUGUCUUUGGAGUUUGGACUAGCUGACAAAGACCAAGGCCCCGUCCUGGAUGAAAGCCUUCCCAGAGCCAUCAAUAAGACAAUUCCCUUAGUGGACUGUGGGAAUGAUGAGAAGUGCAUCGCUGAUCUCUCCCUCAAGGCAGAGCCUAGUGUAAAAAGCAUGGUGAUCAGAGCAAACAAAGACAAGAUUGAUGUGAACAUCAACGUUAGAAACAGCAAAGACAAUGCGUACAACACCAGAGUUAUCCUCAGCUUCACACAGAACAUCAACUAUGUUAAAGUAGAGCCGGAGAAGGGAUGCACUCUGAAUGAUACUAAGCUGGAGUGUGCUGUUGGAUACCCGUUCCUGGGAAGCGAUGUGGAGGAAAAUUUCAAAGUGAGAUUUGAGGUGAAUCCCAAACAUAUUCAGGAGGUAAUUCAGAUCAAUGUGACAGCUACAAGUGACAGUGAAGAGCUAGAAUCUACCUUGAAUGACAACAGAGUGCUAAUCUCCAUCCCUGUGAAGUAUGAAGCCGGCCUCAUAUUCUUAGUGCAACCUGUGGAUAAACACAUUGUAGUAAAAGAGGGUGAACAGUAUGCCAGCGUAUUCAAUGACACCACAAUGAUUGGAGAGGAGGUCAACAUCAGCUACACGGUGGAGAAGACAGGUGAUGUGGUGACACCGCCCCUUGACCUGACAGUGACGUAUCCUCAUCAGUCUCUUCGACAGAACAAUUUGCUGUACCUCACCCAUGUCACCACCAGCCCACAGGUGAAAUGCAAUGCAGCACAGUGGAUUAACCCUGAUAACAUUAACCCAAAAGUUGUAAAGCCCAAUCCAAUGAAAGAAUCACUCAGCAACUUCCUAUUGAACUGUUCUACAGAGCUUGAGUGUGCAUCAUUUACCUGUUCCAUCCCUGAGGCUAAGAUCAGUCAGGUCAACAUUACAUUCAGAGUGUGGAAACCUACAUUCAUUAAGGGUGAGUUUUCCAGUCUGCACAUGUUGGUAAAUGGAACUCUGAGGAUCAGAGACACACACCUGUUUGAACUGCACAGCGGGAAAAGGACUGUGAAGAUCCAAGUUUCGAAGGAGACCUUAGGAGGAAUCCCCAUUUGGGUCAUUAUAAUCAGUAUCCUGAUAGGACUGCUGAUCUUAGCACUUGUCAUCUUCGCUCUGUGGAAGUUGGGCUUCUUCAAGAGAAAAUCCAGGGACUACACAAAGGAGGAAAUAAUGGACUGAAGUAUCCAGACAGCAAGCAGCUCUGAGAGUGACUGCUUCCAGAGCCAUCAGGUCCCACAAAGUGACAAACAGACUUUUAUAUAGACAGUUGGACAGUCGGAAGAGAAGCCAUAAGACCCACAAACACCUCAGUGCUACAACACAGUGACUACCUGGAAAACACAAGUACCGUUCACUGUUUCCUAUGAAAAUCUGGGUUCAGUAAUGUUCACAAAUACUUCCAGACUCUUGUUCUUUGAUGCUUUAAGCACUUCAGAUGGUCUCACAUACAGAGAGCGCUCAAACAGACAGUUUCUUGUAAUUGUGUAGCAUCUUUGGCACGUACUGUAUGCAUCAGAGAAAAAAAACAACCACCAUCUGAGUGUCCAUGCAAAACAAUUGCUAAGAGUUAUUUGCAAACAUUAUUUGUUCUUGGACAGCUUCUCUCCUGCAGACACAGAAUCAAUGUAAAGUCAGGUCAGGCAGUUCAGGAAGAGGAGCCAGAGAGGCGGUGGAGGAAGACAUCACUUAACAGGCACCUUUUGGCAAAGUAGUGAAUAUCUACUUUAUAUACAGCAGUUUUGCAAAACCGUCAGAGCUACCACAGCUGCACUCCAGUUUCAGAGGAAAAAAGUACUCAGGUUUUUCAGUAUAAAGAUCCAAAGUGGCCUAAGUCACCUCGCUUACUUUUCUAUAUCAUUACAGCAACAAUGUCCAGUCUGUUUGCUUCUGAGAUAAUAUGUGAACUCUGUAUGUGUUGGGGCAGCCUGUCUGAUAGCUUAGACGCCUGUGUUAAAGCUUAUGUGCUUGAUUAGUUUUAUAAGACACUGUACCUUUUAGUUUUUAUAGCAUUUAAUUCUACAUUUUUGUUGAGUUUUAGCAAUAUGACAUGACUUAACAUGGCACAUUCUUCUUCCUUAAUUUCAAAAUGACAAAAAAGACACUGACCUGAACAUAAACCAAACAAAAGUGCAGCCUGUAUGCUUUUAUUUUUUAUACUUCAAACUUAGUUAACCAGUUUAAAAACCCCAAAAAAUCUUGUCCCAUCUCUGAUGUUAAAUGUUUCACCUUGGUUAUUGAGGGAUGCAGAAAGCUGCACCCUCAAAAUCCAAACCUUUGAUUGUACUGUAAAUAUAAGUAAGUGCUCAAAAAUGUAAAGCUUUAAAAUGUACAUAUUGUGUUUGCUUUAAUUCAUGUAAUUUAAGAGAUGUUAGCCACAAGCCUUGUCUUUUUUGUGUGUGAUCAGAGAACAUGAUUUUGCUCAGGUGCUACAAGUAUCAUGAAUGACAACAUUAACAUUAGACACAUAGGAAAACUAUCUGGCCUGUCUUACAAUUUCAAAUAAUAUGAUGCAAAUAUGUAAAUAUUGUUAUAUUUUGAUGAGAAAAUGAAAAUAUAAUUAUUCUGUACUGAAAAUACACAUGAAGAUGAGGGUUUGUAUCCACUCUUUUGGUUUUAAGCUUAGUGAAUGACUGUGUUUUGAAUGAAGAGACUUUAACGUGAUUGAAAUGAGAUACGACAGUAGCAAACUUUGAGUUCAAACUAUUUCCUGUUUGUAAAAUGUUCCUCCAUUAUAGAAAUAUACAUGUAUGUGUCACUGUUCACCAGCAGUUUUCUCUGUUAUCAUAUGGGAUUCACUGGUAAAUGGUUUGUGUUGUAGACAAGCUACAACAUAUACACAAAGCAUUAGUAUACUGUUGGCCCCUUGUCACCCCACAUAGGGUACACAGUACCUUACAAAGUUAUUCAUUCAGGUCCUCUGUCUUGGUUUUUGUCUCUAGGAGUUGCACAGCUACACAGUAUGUUAAAAGAGAUUAUAUUGUAUGUCGGGGAGACUGAGUCUCUGCUCUUUUUUGACUUUUUGUCCUCAUUGUCAUACAAUAAAGCUGAGGGAAGAUGGCAAGAGGAAGAGCUUUUGAAUAUUUAAAUGCUCCUCAGCGCUCAUUCUCCACUGUUGACAUGAAGCACAUGGAAUAAAUUGUAUAUACAGAAUGUGUAACUGUUAGUCCUUUUACGAUUGUAUGGCUACAUCAGGCUUAUGCACGAGGGUGGAGUCAUGAGUCUCUCUUUGUCCACUUGCAUAAGAAGAAGCAGUCAGAGAUUCUUUUCUCAGAUCUUAUCCUCUGUUAACUUGCACAACAGUGCAAUGACAAUAAAGAAUUGAAUUGAAGUGAACUUCUGAGAAAGAGUCAAGAUGAGAGUAAGGCACAAAGUGAGAGUUGUGAGCUCCACCCCAGCCUUCUACACUGCUGUGAAGUCUUCAUUGUAAUGCACUGGUUUGUCAGACUGUACGCGUCCUCAUCAGCACAGAAAUGAAAUGAAUCCUAUGUACAAAAAUAAAGACUUUUUACGAA
Molecule: messenger RNA, 6137 nt
Organism: Lates calcarifer (barramundi perch)
Lineage: Eukaryota; Metazoa; Chordata; Actinopteri; Centropomidae
Gene: itga1
Product: integrin, alpha 1
Biological process (GO): cell-cell adhesion; integrin-mediated signaling pathway; cell-matrix adhesion
Cellular component (GO): external side of plasma membrane; integrin complex
Molecular function (GO): integrin binding
Source: RefSeq, a predicted model, not a curated record